GGGGGGGGGCGUGCACGGUGCAUCUUGUAGCCAAAGUCCCUCUUAUCGGAAUGUUUGAAGAUUAACGAGGUCGUCGGCGCGGACGUGCACAUUACUAGCAGCGGCGGCUUGGCCUGUCUCCGGUGGGCCCGGGUAGAGAGCACCGAAGCUACACCGCGCAGCUGCACCCGCGAGACUGUUAGAGGACGGGGAAGCCAUGGCGGAGAAGCGAAUGUCGCGGUGGUAUUUCGGCGGGCUGGCGUCCUGCGGAGCCGCCUGCUGCACACAUCCCUUGGAUCUCCUCAAGGUGCACCUACAAACACAGCAGGAGGUGAAGAAGAGGAUGUUUGGCAUGGCUGUUCACGUGGUGAAGAAUAAUGGCGUCCUUGCGCUUUACAAUGGCCUCUCUGCUUCCCUUUGUAGACAGAUGUCCUACUCUUUGACCAGAUUUGCCAUCUAUGAGACUGUAAGGGACAUGAUGGGCAACACAAGCCAGGGGCCCAUGCCCUUCUACCAAAAGGUCCUGCUAGGAGCUUUUGGAGGUUCCACUGGUGGCUUUGUUGGCACGCCAGCCGACAUGGUGAAUGUCAGGAUGCAAAAUGACGUGAAACUUCCGGCAGAGCAAAGGAGAAACUACAAACAUGCCAUCGAUGGGCUUUUUAGAGUCUACAGAGAAGAGGGUGUGAGGAGGCUAUUCUCAGGGGCCACCAUGGCUUCCAGCAGAGGAGCCCUGGUCACUGUGGGACAGUUGGCGUGUUAUGACCAGGCUAAGCAGCUUGUGCUGGGAACAGGGAUGCUGGGAGAUAACAUGUUCACACACUUUCUCUCCAGCUUCAUUGCUGUAAGUAUCACUUUGCCCUUGAAUGGGCAGCAGAGAGAGCAAUACAUCCAUUUCAUUUUCUUUCUGCAGGGAGGCUGUGCUACGUUCCUUUGUCAACCACUCGAUGUCCUAAAGACCAGACUCAUGAACUCAAAGGGAGAGUACACUGGGGUACGACAUUGCUUACAAGAAACUGCUAAGUUGGGUCCCAUGGCAUUCUACAAGGGCCUCGUCCCAGCAGGGAUCCGCUUGAUCCCUCACACAGUGCUCACGUUCAUCUUCCUUGAGCAGCUGAAAAUAUACUUUGGAAUCCGCAUCGUCUCCUGAGAACAGAUCAUUCUUCAACGGCUCCGCUCUGAUCAUCUUGCGUGAGGAAGAAGGGAAGAAAAGGAAGCCGCGUGCAGCCGAUGGCAUCUUGUUCUACCUCUGUCUCACGGCGUGAGCCUGAAUAUUUGUUUUUCCUGAAACGAUCAGUGCCACAUUUUGCUAGGGAUUAAUACUGGAACAAGCACUUUUAGAGUACUUCUAAGUGAAGAGCGUCUGAUCGGGUAGAUGAACCUGUCCUUAAUCAUUUCAGGCGUGCUGAGUUUUUUGGUGAUUAUUUCAAGCUUACUAUGUUUUAUUGGAAAUGCCUGACUUCAUGUUGACUUGAACUAAUUCCAAAAGACUGUCAUUUAUGAUUAGAUGUGAAUUUAGGCGAAGAUUGCCAAUAUUAGGCAGACGACGGUGAGGACAGUUACAUGGCAUAUAUACACUGUAGUAAACAGCUAAUAUCACUAAUCUGUUAUGUAAUUGCUUAUGAUUCAUUCCCACCAGUACUGACCAAAUGUGGUGCAAUCCUAUAUUUGACUUGGUUGUUUAUUUUCCACCUGGAAACCAAGUCUGUUAGAACCUCUUUUCCUCAUGGUGUUUAGUUGUAAUCAUUUGGAGGAGGGGACCAGGUUGUCUCAUCAGCUGUCAUCAUAACAAUGCUGGGGCUAGACGCUCUAUUUUAAAUGUCUUUUAAUGGGUUUCGCUGAAGAAGCUGUGCGCGUAGUGUUUCUUGCCGAGCUGACUUAAUGACUCAGGAUUCCCCCAAUGCUUGAAGAUGGCACUUUCGUCACACCUGACUAGAAAUGUGCCAGACUAAAACAUGUUUUUGGACUUAAAAUGACACUCUCGCAUAUAUGUGCCAUCAAUGAACAACUGUGAUAAACAUCUGUCCCCCACAGAGCCCUUGUCAUGUUGCCUUACCAUGUGUGUCCCCUAGAGGGCAGCAUAGAAGUGUGAUUGGAUUCAACCCUAUCAUGGUUAAAGGUCCUUUAAUGGGUAUCCGAACAGCCUUGCACCUUCAGCCUAGGAUAGACUUUGAAGAAUUAAAACACCAGCUCGACUGCUGCAUGAUUAUGUGACCUGUGUAUCAGCCUUACUAACCUGCUGCUGUGUGUGAUAUAUUUUACUAAGCAGGAAUUAGUGACUUUUUAAAUUAAAAUACUAAUUGAAA
Nerophis lumbriciformis (worm pipefish) is the source of this 2282-nucleotide messenger RNA. RefSeq names its product solute carrier family 25 member 10b (gene slc25a10b). The record is from RefSeq and is a predicted model, not a curated record. Lineage: Eukaryota; Metazoa; Chordata; Actinopteri; Syngnathiformes; Syngnathidae.